Thamnophis sirtalis is the source of this 1007-nucleotide messenger RNA. The record is from RefSeq and is a predicted model, not a curated record. NCBI's taxonomy places the organism in Eukaryota, Metazoa, Chordata, Lepidosauria, Squamata, Natricidae.
GCGGGCGAGCCGGGAGCAAGGCGGCCAGCAAAAGAGAAGGCGCCGGGCCGGCAUGGAGGGCCAGGGGACCGGAGGGGAAGACCCGCCGGGGAAAGGUACCCCGAGGCGGGGUGGCAGCGGUGGGGGACGUCCCUCGGAGGAGGAGAGUAAGAAUAAACCCAAGCUGAAUCUACAGAUAAAAACUUUGGCAGAUGACGUGCGGGACAGAUUAACUAGUUUUAGGAAAUCUGGAGUCAAAAAGGAGAGGCUACUUAUCCAGCAUCCCAUCGACUCACCGGCCUCUAUAAAUGAAUUGCCAGUGGCACAGCCACUGUUUGAUGAACGUUCAAUGAAUUUAUCGGAAAAAGAGGUUAUGGACCUGUUUGAGAAGAUGAUGGAAGACAUGAAUCUAAAUGAAGAACGAAAAGCUCCUUUACGGAAUAAAGAUUUGACCACGAAACGUGAAAUGGUUGUCCAGUACAUUUCAGCAACUGCCAAAUCUAUAAUUGGAAGCAAAGUUCCGGGUGGCCUGAAAAACAGUAAACACGAAUGCACGCUUUCGUCACAGGAAUAUGUCCACGAAUUACGAUCGGGUAUCUCAGAAGAAAAACUUCUCAACUGCUUAGAAUCUCUGAGAGUGUCUCUGACGAGCAAUCCAGUAAGUUGGGUUAACAAUUUUGGAUAUGAAGGCCUUGGGCUUCUCCUGGAUGUCCUUGAAAAACUCCUUGAUAAGCGACAGCAAGAAAGUAUUGACAAGAAAAAUCAACAUAAGCUUAUACAGUGCCUCAAAGCCUUUAUGAAUAAUAAGGCUUGACAAAAUUUUAGGAGCUAUAACGAUUGCAGCUGAGAGGAAUAAUGGAGAACGAUUUGCUAACAUAGUGGAGGGGCUCGAAAAUCACGAAGCUCUGCAAUUACAGGUUGCCUGCAUGCAGUUCAUAAAUGCCCUCGUCACAUCUCCAGAAGAGCUUGAUUUUAGGGUACAUUUGAGAAAUGAAUUCCUGCGCUGUGGGCUAAAGAAAAUAUUACCA